Messenger RNA from Sclerotinia trifoliorum, 2797 nucleotides. The record is from the annotation of a GenBank genome assembly. Lineage: Eukaryota; Fungi; Ascomycota; Leotiomycetes; Helotiales; Sclerotiniaceae.
UAUAAUAACUUCAUUCCUCAAAACCUUUACUUGGUUCAUUCAUUGUUCUCUUUUCUUUCUAGAUACUUGUUUGUUGAUGUGACAAUUGCAACAUUAGUACUUCUCUUGCUUUCAACAAUCAAUACAUUUCUCAAAGAAUAUCACAAAUUAUUCUUUCGUUCACCAUGGAGCCAACAAAUGGUCAUCAUGUACCAGACAAGCCAAGGUAUAUUGACUUCCCUUGUUUAGAAUAUGGCACGGUUAUGGAUGGAAAGUUGGCCUUGAAUCGAUGGUCUCAUACAAUCACAAAAGGACAUGAUUUUCCAGGAGCCCAGGUAAGAGUGUAUAAACAUCAAUGGAAGAUUACACAUACCGAGUUUGUUACUAGGCCAUGCUCUACGCAGCAGGAGUACCAAAUCGAGAAAUGAUGAAGUCCGCACCUCACGUUGGUAUAUCCUCUGUAUGGUGGGAAGGAAAUCCAUGCAAGUAUGUUCUCUAUCUACUAUCUACCACGAAGACGAUAAUGAAAUGAUCUGACAUAGGAAUGUAGCAUGCAUCGUAAGUAACACAAGAUAAGGAGAUCUUUUUGGUCCUACCAUUUAACCAAUGUAUGUAGUACACGACCUCGGAAAGCUUGUCAAGGAAUCUGUGCAAAAACAGGGUAUGCUUGGAUGGCAAUUUAAUACCGUAGGAGUUAGUGAUGCAAUUACUAUGGGUGGAGAAGGUCUGUAACACGUUCCUAUCUUCAAAUGGGAUUAUUAUUAACAAGUAUAGGCAUGAGAUUUUCUUUACAAACUCGAGAGAUUAUAGCGGAUUCUAUUGAGACUGUUACAUGUGCUCAACAUCAUGAUGCAAAUAUCUCAAUUCCAGGUUGUGAUAAAAAUAUGCCAGGUGUAAGUAAGAUUGAUGCUUAACGUGUGGUAGACAUACGUUCCAUGUCCAUUUCCGUUAUAUAUGAUGCUUUUUUUUUUGACAGUUCAAUAGGUUAUCAUGGCUGCAGCACGUCACAAUAGACCAUUUCUCAUGAUUUAUGGAGGUCAGUUUAUAAGUUACUAGACCUUUCGGAAGUCUAAUCCUCUUUAGGUUCAAUCAAAAAGGGUUAUUCCAAAUUGAUGAAAAAGGAAAUUAAUAUCAGCAGCUGCUACGAAGCAAGGUAAGCAGAUAUUUAUCUAUUCGUAUGCUUUAAUAGAAUUUUAACAUGGUGUUGGUAUUCAGUGGUGCAUUUACGUACAACAAACUUCACGCUGCAGUUGAAGGUGCAACACCAAGUGAUGUCAUGGUAAGAUCACGACGAAUUAGAAGGUUUGAUCUAUUAUUAAUAAAGCUAUAGGAAGAUUACGAACAAAACGCUUGCCCCGGUGCCGGUGCUUGCGGUGGAAUGUACACAGCAAAUACAAUGUCUACCGCAAUCGAAUCUAUGGGAUUAUGUCUUCCAGGAUCAUCAUCCAAUCCAGCCGAUUCACCAGCUAAGAUGAGGGAAUGUGUAAAAGCAGCAGAAACAAUCAAAAUCUGCAUGGAGAAGAAUAUUCGACCACGAGACUUGCUAACAAAGGAAUCAUUUGAGAAUGCUUUGGUAAUCACCAUGGCACUUGGUGGAAGUACCAACGCUACACUCCAUUUCCUCGCCAUGGCCGGUACAGCCGAAGUACCCCUUACCAUCGACGAUAUCCAGCGAGUAAGCGAUAAAAUUCCAUUUUUAGCAGAUCUACAACCUUCAGGAAGAUUCUGCAUGGAAGAUCUCUACGAUAUUGGAGGAACCCCCGCCGUCAUCAAGCUUCUCAUCGCAGCCGGAUUAAUGAAUGGUGAUAUUCCCACCGUUACAGGAAAGACCUUGAGGGAAAACGUUGAAAGUUGGCCAUCUUUACCACAAGAACAGACUCUCAUCAGACCUUUAAGUAACCCUAUCAAACAAACCGGACAUUUACAAAUUCUCCGGGGAAAUAUUUCGCCUGGGGGUGCAGUGGCGAAGAUUACAGGAAAAGAAGGUUUAGUGUUCACUGGAAAAGCCAUGGUUUUCGACAAGGAACAUGAACUUGAUAAUGCAUUAAACAAGGGUGAGAUUCCACACGGAGACAAUCUAGUCUUGAUCGUGAGAUAUGAGGGACCUAAAGGAGGCCCGUAAGUUUACCCCAAACAUGUCAAAAUCCUAGACGAGUUACAUCUUAUCUUGUCUUGCAAAGCUUCAAAAAUCUAACUUCCUACAGUGGUAUGCCCGAACAAUUAAAAGCCAGCGCAGCAAUCAUGGGCGCCGGUCUCAAGAAUGUGGCUCUUGUAACCGAUGGACGAUAUUCAGGCGCUAGUCACGGAUUUAUCGUAGGACAGUACGUAUUCCCUCUCCCUCUCAUCAUCUUCCAUCUUCCAUCUUCCAUCUACCACCCCAUCCCCGUAAAACACGUCAAUAUCCCACCACCCCCUCGCCAUCCCCACAUCACCACCCCACAAGCCCCAUCAACCCAAAUCCCCUCCUAUUUCAACUCAACUAACCCCCCCCGCAGCGUCGUCCCAGAGGCCGCAGUCGGCGGCCCCAUCGCCGUCGUCAGAAACGGCGACAUAGUAACUAUAUCCGCCGAAACCAACACGCUGAGUAUGGAUGUAUCGGAUGAGGAAAUCGCAGAAAGACUCAAGGCGUGGAAGGCACCGAAGAGUGCGGUUAAUAGGGGGGUUUUGGCUAAGUAUGCUCGUUUGGUGGGGGAUGCUUCGCAUGGGGCUAUGACGGAUUUGUUUUAGGGUUGGGGGGUGAUUGGUCAGUUUGGAGGUAGAGUGGGUGGCUAGAGGGGUCAGGGCUGAGGAUUUAGGUAUUAGGUAGAUGAGGGGUCUA